Staurois parvus is the source of this 468-nucleotide messenger RNA. The record is from the annotation of a GenBank genome assembly. Lineage: Eukaryota; Metazoa; Chordata; Amphibia; Anura; Ranidae.
UUAGAUCCUGCUCUGGAGCCAAUUCUUCUCAAGCAGACCUUUGUGUCAGGCGGAAGAACGCUAAUUCGCCUUGGAGACUCUGACAUUGAUUAUGAUAAGAACUUUAGGUUCUAUAUGACAACUAAAAUGCCAAAUCCACAUUAUCUUCCUGAGGUGUGCAUUAAAGUGACUGUAAUCAAUUUCACUGUGACCAGAUCUGGCCUUGAGGAUCAGCUGCUAAGUGAUGUUGUAAGGAUUGAAAGACCAGAUCUAGAGGAACAGAGAAACCAGCUUAUUAUCCGCAUAAAUUCUGACAAGAACCAGUUGAAAGCGAUUGAGGAACGGAUACUAAAGCUACUUUUUACAUCGGAGGGGAAUAUCCUGGACAAUGAGGAACUUAUCAAUACCCUUCAGGAAUCAAAGAUAACUUCUGGUGCUAUCAAAACUAGGCUGCAAGAAGCUGAAGCCACAGAACAAAAGAUUAAUGCA